AUGCCAGCAGAGAUGCGAUACCAACUCACAUCAAUGAAAUUCUGGGGCUACGAGAGUGGUCAAACAAAGCCAGGCAAGCUUGGAAUGGGAUGGAAAAGUCUUGUAGACUUAUUAUACAAGGGAGAGAGGUAUUUGUUGACUUUGACUCUUCCCUUGUUGCUUGUUCAAGAAAUCAGAGCAUACAUGUCAAUGGGGUCACGCCACUUUUUUAGCUUUCUUGACCUCUCAUUUACCUUGAGCUUUUGGUGUAAGAUAGUUAGUUCACUUGCAGAAGUACAUGGAAGAGAAGAGGUGUCAAUUAGUCAAGUCAACUGUGCCCCUCUUGGACUCAUCAAAGCAAUUUUAGCUUCUCGAUUCAUCUCAAUUUUCUCCUUUUUCCUUCCUUACAACAAGUUGGACAAGAUGCCAGGUCCAGAAUCUGUUGCUUGUGGUGAAGAAAAUAAAAUGAGAAAUGUGUCAAUAUAUGUUCAAAGUUUGAAGUUUUGGGAAAUUUCUGCUUCUCUUCUGCCACCAUUAGUGAUCGUGUUAUGGCUUCAUGGGAAGGAAAAGGGUCGUAUUUCCUUGCCUAAGUUGUGUUGCAUGAUGAUGGUGUUAGAUCUGUUAUCUUCUGGUCCUACUGGAACUGCCAUUUCUCAAACUAUAGAGACCAUUUCUGAGUUCCUAGUUACUGCUAAUGAUGUUCUUGUGAAGAAGGAUAGUUUUAAAGAACUUGGAGCUUACAUGGAAAGAAUUAAGCCUGUCUUAGAAGAGUUGAGGAAAGGAAAAGUCAGUGAUUCUGAGACACUAAACCGAGCCAUUGAGACGAUGAAUAAAGAAAUUAAAGAUGCAAAGCUACUAGCUCUAGAGUGCAGCAAGAAGAGCAGGUUUUAUCUACUAAUGAACUGCAGGUCCAUUGUUAACAAGUUAGAAAAUCACACAAAACAUCUGAGUUCUGCACUUGGUCUUCUUCCUUUAGCCACAACAGAUCUUUCUUCAGGAAUAGUUGAAGAAAUUGAAAAGCUAUGUGAAAACAUGCAGACAUGUAGAUUUAAGGCGGCUCUAGAUGAAGAAGAGAUCUUGGAGAAAAUUGACUCAGGGAUUAGGGAAAACAAUGUUGAUCGUUCCUAUGCAAAUAAGUUGAUUUUUCUCAUUUCUGAGGCUGUUGGGAUUAGUAAUGAGAGGUCAGCAAUAAAGUUGGAACUUGAGGAGUUCAAGAGUGAAAUUGAAAAAGCGCGAGAUAGGAAGGAGUUAGCUGAAGCUAUGCAAAUGGAUCAAAUCAUUGCUUUGUUGGAAAGGGCUGAUGCAGCUUCAUCACCUAGGGACAAGGAAAACAAAUACUUUGCGAAACGCCAAUCUUUGGGCAGUCAAAUCUUGGAGCCUUUGCAGUCAUUUUUUUGCCCCAUCACCCAGGAUGUUAUGGUGGAUCCUGUAGAAAUUUCAUCUGGGCAGACAUUUGAGAGAAGUGCCAUAGAAAAGUGGUUUGCAGAUGGAAACAAAUCGUGCCCCUUGACAUGGAUUCCUCUAGACACAUCAAUUUUGAGACCUAACAAAAAGUUGAAACAAUCCAUACAAGAGUGGCAUGAUAGAAAUAUAAUGAUUAGAAUUGCUACAUUGAAAGAAAAAAUCCUGUCUGGAAAUGAUGAGGAAGUGCUGCGUGAUCUGCAAAUUCUUCAGAAUUUGUGUGAAGAAAAAGACCAACACAGGGAAUGGGUUAUUCUGGAGAAUUAUAUCCCAACUCUCAUCCAAAUUCUAUCAAAAAAACGUGAUAUAACGAAACAUUCUCUUGUCAUCCUUGGCAUGCUGGCAAAAGAUAAUGAAGAAGCUAAGAGAAAAAUUUCAACCACUGAUCGUGCAAUUGAAUCGAUUGUCAAGUCUCUUGGACGUCGUGCAGAGGAAAGGAAGUUAGCAGUGUCUUUACUACUUGAAUUAUCCAAAUAUGAUAUGGCACGAGAACACAUUGGAAAAGUUCAAGGUUGCAUACUACUGUUGGUGACUAUGUCUAGUGGAGAUGACAACCAAGCUGCUAGAGAUGCAACGGAGCUAUUGGAGAAGCUUUCAUACUCUGAUCAGAAUGUUAUACAGAUGGCAAAAGCAAAUUAUUUCAAGCAUUUAUUGCAGCGUCUCUCCGCAGGACCAGAAGAUAUAAAGAUGAUCAUGGCGACAACUUUAGCAGAAAUGGAGUUAACUGACCAUAAUAGAGAGUCCUUGUUUGACGGUGGUGUACUGGUUCCUCUUCUUCACAUGUUCUCACAUAAUGAUCUUCGGGUGAAAACAGUUGCUAUUAAAGCUCUUAGGAAUUUAUCCAAUUCAAAGAAAAAUGGACAGGAAAUGAUAAGACAGGGGGCCGCACGACCACUACUUAACCUCCUUUUCAAUCAAAGCAUAUACACUGCAUGUUUGUGGGAAGAUAUAGCAACCAUAAUCGUGCAACUUGCUGCAUCAACUAUCUCUCAGGACGCUCAAACACCUGUUUUAUUACUAGAUUCUGAUGAUGAUGUUUGCAAUCUCUUCAGUUUAGUUAGUGUCUCAGAGCCUGUUGUGCAACAGAACAUUAUACAGACCUUUUAUGCCUUGUGUCAAACACCCUCGGCUUCAUAUAUCAGAACCAAAUUGAAAGAGUACUCAGCUGUUCCGAAACUGGUUCAACUGUGUGAGAAUGAAAACCAAAACCUGCGAGCAAGUGCUGUGAAGUUGCUUUCUUGCUUGGUGGCGAGUUGUGACGAAGCCAUAAUACAGGAGAACGUGAAUCAGAAAUGCAUCAAUACUCUACUCCGGAUCAUAAAAUCUUCAUCCGAUAAAGAGGAAAUACUUUCUGCCAUGGGAAUUAUAUGCUAUCUUCCAGAAAUGGACCAGAUAACUGAAUGGCUUCUGGAUGCUGGGGCACUGCCAAUCAUUACAAGUUAUGUCCAAAAUAGGAGAGACAGGGAUCAUCUAAGGAAUAAUUUAGUAGAGAAUGCCAUUGGUGCCCUUUGUCGUUUUACAGUUCCAAAAAACUUGGAGUGGCAAAAAAGUGCAGCUGAAACUGGGAUCAUAACUGAUUUGGUGCAAUUGCUUGAAAAUGGAACCCCCUUGACAAAACAACGUGCGGCGCAGUCUCUUACUCAAUUCUCUAAUAGCUCGUUUAGGCUGAGCAGGCCGAUACCGAGGCGCAAAGGACUAUGGUGCUUCUCAGCCCCUGCUGAUAUUGGCUGCAUGGUUCAUGGAGGAAUAUGCUCAGUCAAAUCGUCAUUUUGCCUUUUGGAGGCUAAUGCAGUGGGACCACUCACAAAAACUCUUGGGGACUCGGAUCCUGGAGUUUGUGAGGCUUCUUUGGAUGCUCUAUUAACAUUAAUAGAAGGUGAAAGACUGCAGAGUGGUAGUAAAGUGCUUGCAGAAGCAAAUGCCAUACCACAUAUAAUCAGAUAUCUUGGUUCCCACUCCCCUGGCUUGCUGGAGAAGUCUCUAAAUGCUUUGGAAAGGAUUUUUCGGCUAGUCGAAUUCAAACAGAUGUAUGGACCCUCAGCUCAAAUGCCUCUAGUUGAUUUGACUCAGAGGGGUAAUGGUAGGGUUAGAUCCAUGUCAGCUAGAAUAUUGGCACAUUUGAACGUGCUUCAUGAUCAGUCUUCAUAUUUCUAA
Molecule: messenger RNA, 3594 nt
Organism: Sphenostylis stenocarpa
Lineage: Eukaryota; Viridiplantae; Streptophyta; Magnoliopsida; Fabales; Fabaceae
Source: the annotation of a GenBank genome assembly